UAUGCAUUUUUUAUUGAAUCGAUGUUCAAAUAGUAUAUAAUAAACUUAAGUUUUAAUUAUGAGUCGCUCCUAGCUGUUUAGUAGUUUUAUUAAAUAUUGUUUUAAUGGUGAAGGGAUACUUGUGUUGGCGUAAUGUGACUAUUUAUUUAUAUCGAAAUUCAAAUAGAAUCCAAUAAUGGCCUUAACUUUCGAUCAGAAUGAUCGCUCCAGCUGGUACUUUGGAUCAAUGUCUAGACAGGAUGCCACUGAUUUAUUAAUGAGUGAAAAUCAAGGUGGAGUGUUUUUAGUUAGAGACAGUGCAACCAUACAUGGGGACUAUGUGUUAUGUGUGAGGGAGGACAGCAAAGUUAGUCAUUACAUAAUAAAUAAAAUACAAGAAGAUAAUCAAAUCUUGUAUAGAAUUGGUGAUCAGCUCUUCAAAGAUUUACCGAAGCUAUUAGAGUUUUAUAAAGUCCAUUAUUUGGACACUACACCAUUAAUACGACCAGCGCCUCGGAAGGUGGAAAAAGUUAUAGCCAAAUUUGAUUUUGAUGGAAAUGACAAUGAAGAUCUUCCAUUUAAAAAGGGUGAGAUUUUGCAUAUAAUUAAGAAAGAUGAGGAUCAAUGGUGGACAGCUAGAAAUAAUGUUGGGAAAACUGGUUCUAUUCCUGUUCCUUACAUCCAACCGUAUGAUGAAAACCAAUUCAACACAAUCCAUAGACCUGGUUCAGGUGGCAGUGUAUCAAAUAGCAAUGAUGCUAUGAAAAAAUCAAAUGUGAAUCGGAAAUUACCUGCUUAUGCUCGUGUGAAACAAGCGAGAGUGCCCAAUGCUUAUGAUAAGACAGCUUUAAAAUUAGAAGUGGGUGAUAUUAUAACUGUAACCGAGAUGAAUAUCAAUGGACAAUGGAGAGGUGAAAUAAAUGUAAUGUGGAGUCCGUGGGGGCGCCCUCGUGUUGGCAUGAGGGGCCGCCUGAUACUCUUCAUCGCCGCUGCCACCACUAGACUGGUCAUUGCCACUUUGCCGCCUAUUAUCCGAAUUGGUGCUGUUUUCACAGAGGAUCAAAAAGACAGCAGUUCUGAGUUAGCAUUUAAAUAUGCUGUUUAUCGCAUCAAUAAGGAUAAAACAUUAUUACCCAAUACUACAAUCGUAUACGACAUACAAUAUGUUCCUAGAGAUGAUUCGUUUCGCACAUCUAAAAAAGUUUGUCGUCAGUUAGAAUCAGGAGUGCAGGCUUUGUUUGGACCAUCUGAUGGAACAUUAGGAACACACAUUCAGUCCAUAUGUGAAGCACUGGAUGUACCUCAUAUUGAGGCUAGAUCAGAUGCAGAACCUGUGCCUAAAGAAUUUUCUAUCAAUCUUUACCCCGCUCCUAGGUAUACUGCUCAAGCGUUUCAGGAUUUACUAAGUUUUCUUGGAUGGUCUAGAAUGGCGGUUAUUUACGAAGAUGAAACUGGACUAUUUCGUCGACAUGACUUUGUAAAUUCUGCAUCCAAGCCUGAUGUGUACAUCCUUCAAACUAAUCCUGCUAGUUACAGAGAAGUUCUAAAGGAUAUUAAACGCAAACAAAUAUUCAAUCUUGUGGUAGACACGAAUCCAGAAUACAUUUCUAAAUUUUUUCGCGCCAUUUUGCAGUUACAAAUGAACGAUGAUCGGUAUCAUUAUUUGUUUACGACAUAUGAUAUUGAAGUUUUUGACUUGGAGGAUUUUAAAUACAAUGGUGUUAAUAUGACGGCGUUUCGAUUAGUAGAUGUAACAUCACCUAGUGUUAUGAAAGCUCUAGAACAAAUGGAGCGAUUUCAGCCUAUUGGAAAAGCAAUUCUGAAUAAAAAUCGCGUAAUACAAGCGGAACCUGCCUUAAUGUACGAUUCAGUACAUGUUUUUGCAACGGGUUUGACUGCGAUGGAUACGGUUCAAGCUUUAAGACCUACAAAUCUUUCAUGUGAUUUGGAAAAGCCUUUUGAUGGAGGUCUAUCACUAUACAAUUAUAUUAAUUCUGCCAGCAUCGAUGGGUUGACUGGUAAAAUUGAGUUUAACGAAGGAAAGAGGAACAAUUUCAAAUUAGAUUUGAUGAACUUGCGAAAAGAAGAGUUGCACAAAGUUGGCGAAUGGACACCUGCAACUGGCGUCCACAUUUUUCCAGAAACUGAUGAAAUAGCCGCUAAUAUAACAUUUGUUGUUGUUACUAAAUUGGAAAAACCAUACGUUAUGUUGAAAGAAGAAAGCAAUAUGACUGGAAAUACGAUGUAUGAGGGGUUUUGCAUUGAUUUGCUGAAAUUAAUAGCAAGAAAAGUAGGAUUUCGCUACACAAUACGACUUGUUCCAGAUAACAUGUACGGUUCUUAUGAUCCUCAAACUCAUCAAUGGAAUGGAAUUGUUGGAGAGCUCGUUCAUAGACAAGCUGAUAUUGCCGUAGCACCAAUUACCAUCGACAGAAAUAGAGAAAACGUUGUUGAAUUUACGAAACCUUUUAUGAAUUUUGGUAUUGGCGUCUUAUUUAAGGCUACGAAAAAUCAGCCGAAACACAUAUUUAGCUUCAUGAAUCCCUUCGAUGUUAAGAUUUGGUUAUAUAUGUUAGCUGCAUAUGUAACCGUUUCACUAACAUUUUAUGCCAUCGCUAGAUUUUCUCCACAUGGAUCUAUACAGGCCGAAAUGUGCCAACAAGUUCCUCCAGAUGUUGUAGAAAAUCAGUUUACGGUUCAUAAUAGUUUUUGGUUUAUAACCGGAACGCUUCUCAGACGAGGUUCUGGAUUAAAUCCUAAGGCGACUUCAAAACGAAUUAUUGGCGCCGUGUGGUGGUUUUUCACACUCAUUAUAAUAUCAUCUUAUACAGCUAACCUUGCCGCCUUUAGAACCGUAGAUUAUAUGAUUUCUCCAAUAAAAAGUGCAGCUGAUCUUGCUGAUCAAGAUGAGAUUGCUUUUGGCACUUUGAAAGGAGGUUCGACAAUGAACUUUUUCAAGGAUUCAAAUAUUGAUAUCUACAAAAAAAUGUGGCAGAAUAUGAUCGAAAAGAAAUCUGUAUCGCUGGUUCCAACAUAUGAAGAUGGCAUUCAGAAAACUUUGAAAGGAAAUUAUGCAUUCUUAAUGGAAUCCACUAUGCUUGAUUACACUAUCAGAAGAAAUUGUUAUUUAAAACAAGUUGGAGGUCUCUUAGAUUCUAAAAAUUAUGGAAUUGCAACAGUUCGCGGAUUUCCAUUUAAGAAUAAAAUAUCAAAUGCGAUAUCAGAACUGCGUCAAAGUGGUCAAAUACAAAAGCUUUAUGAUAAAUGGUGGACCGAACCAAGUAAAAAUGUUUGUGACCAAAUGUAUGCCAAAGCAAAUCCUUUGGACGGAAGUAACUUAGGUGGUCUGUUCCUAGUUUUGGUAUGUGGACUCAGUAUCGCCGUAGUUGUUGCUAUCAUAGAAUUUUAUUGCAAUACUCAUAAAAAACGUUAUAAAACUACAUCUACAAAUAUUGAAACAUUUGCUACUAUUAAAAAGGGAUGUGCUGAUUGUAGUCCAGCUCCAAUGUACACUCCAACUAGGAUAAAUAAGGAUAAGCAAUUCCAAGACAGCAACCUAAUUCAGAUGGUGGACAUGCGAAAAUUCUCCCUGACCGCCAACAAGCAACCCUAGCAUGAGCCGGGAUCGCGUCCGGCGGUCCCGUUCACCUCAAACCACGCCAUCAGGGAUUGUUGCGGUGGAGUCUCCAAAAGGGAUCAUUCCCUUACCAAAAGAGACGAUUCCACUUCCAAAGAAACUGAAGUUAUGAUUAACGAAAGUGUUAAUUUGUGAUCAUCAAAUACCGAUUUUA
Messenger RNA from Ctenocephalides felis (cat flea), 3770 nucleotides. RefSeq names its product glutamate receptor ionotropic, kainate 2-like. Gene Ontology annotation, biological process: monoatomic ion transport. Gene Ontology annotation, cellular component: postsynaptic membrane; plasma membrane. Lineage: Eukaryota; Metazoa; Arthropoda; Insecta; Siphonaptera; Pulicidae. Gene Ontology annotation, molecular function: glutamate-gated receptor activity; protein binding. The record is from RefSeq and is a predicted model, not a curated record.